Molecule: messenger RNA, 5551 nt
Organism: Poeciliopsis prolifica (blackstripe livebearer)
Lineage: Eukaryota; Metazoa; Chordata; Actinopteri; Cyprinodontiformes; Poeciliidae
Gene: npy8ar
Product: neuropeptide Y receptor Y8a
Exons: 4
Coding region: 415-1605 (396 amino acids)
Biological process (GO): G protein-coupled receptor signaling pathway
Cellular component (GO): plasma membrane; neuron projection
Molecular function (GO): neuropeptide Y receptor activity; neuropeptide binding
Source: RefSeq, a predicted model, not a curated record
CAGGCAGAAGAGAAGAAGAAGAACAGCAUGAGCUAAUUUAUUCAGUCCCUCAUCUCCACUGAUCUUCCUCAACUUCUCCCACCUGGUGAGCCGUCCUCAUUACUCUGCAUUGUUUUUCUGUUUUGUUGCAGGAAACUGCUGAUGCAGAGCUGAUCCACCGAUGCUGACAGAGAAGAAACAACAGGACAACUUCUACAUUUGAAUUUCUACUUGUAUCAGUCAUGCUUCUGAAGCUCCAUCAGACGUUCCUGAAUCCUGCUCAUGACCUGUGCUUCCUCUCUGCUUCCUCCUCUCCUCUCCUGGUCCUCCUGUCAUCUCCGUUCUGAUCCCCUGUAGGAGUUCAGCCUCAGGCCUCCGAGUUGAACCCACCAACCCAUCCCAUCCGCUUCCCUCCCCGUCUUCCAUCCAACUGCCAUGUCUAACGACACAACCUUCUUGGAGGCCACUGAUUGGUUAGACACCUCGCAGUGCCCACCCUCAGUGGGCGGCGCUACGUUCCUGAUUGUAGCAUACAGUGCAGUCAUUGCCAUCGGGUUGCUGGGCAAUGCAGGCCUUGUAUUUAUCAUCACCCGGCAACAGGAGUUGCGCAACGUCACCAACAUCCUGAUCGCCAACCUGUCGUGCUCGGACAUCCUGAUGUGCGUGGUGUGUCUGCCGGUCACUGUCAUCUACACACUGAUGGACCACUGGGUGCUGGGGGAGGCCCUGUGUAAGGUGACGCCCUUUGUCCAGUGCAUGUCUGUGACCGUGUCCAUCUUCUCCCUCGUGCUCAUCGCUCUGGAGCGCCACCAGCUGAUCCUCCACCCCACCGGCUGGACCCCCGCGGCCGGGCACUCCUACCUUGCAGUGGGACUCACGUGGCUGGUCGGCUGCUUCAUCUCGCUGCCCUUCCUGUCCUUCAACAUCCUCACUAAUGACCCCUUCCAGAACAUCAGUCUGCCCUCCAACCCGUUCAGGGACCAUUUGAUCUGCAUGGAGUUGUGGCCGUCAGACAAACAUCGCCUUGCCUACACAACCUCUUUGCUGAUCUUCCAGUACUGCCUGCCUCUCCUCUUGGUGCUGCUCUGCUACCUGAGGAUCUUCAUGCGCCUGAGACGCCGCAGGUCACACAGCUACACUCUCCCUCAUGCACUUCAAAAGUCUUCUCACCACAGGGACAUGCUGGAGCGCAGCAGGAGGACCCGGGGAGCGCAGAGGAUCAAUGUCAUGCUGCUAGCCAUCGUCAUCGCGUUUGCUCUCUGCUGGCUCCCUCUGAAUGUCUUCAACACUCUGUUUGACUGGCAUCACCAGGCCCUGCCAAAAUGUCAGCAUGACGCUGUCUUCUCCGCUUGCCACCUCACAGCCAUGGCCUCCACGUGCAUCAACCCCGUGGUGUACGGCUUCCUCAACAGCAACUUCCAGCGGGAGCUGCGGACGACGCUGCAGCGCUGCCAGUGUGGUACCCGGGCAGGCGAGAGCUAUGAGAGCUUCCCUUUGUCUACGGUGGGCAGUGAGGGCAUAACAAAGGCCACUUCGCUCAACAGGAUGGGAUCUGUGUGUGUCCCCUCACCCAGACCUGAGAUCAGCUCGGCUCUGCUGUCCAAAACAUUACCAGCUAACUUAUAACAAUACGGACCGGAGAAAUCUUUGACAAGAUCCUAAGUGUGGAGUGGUUGUUAGAGCGUCAGUUGUGUGUAACUGAAGAAGAUCAACUUUGAGCAAGUCCAACUCUGUCCUCACUUGAACCUGGCUGAAAAUAGUCUAGUGCUAUUUCAAGCUAAGAUUUGACAGCAUAUUGUUCUUGUUGUGACUGAUCAUCAUCUCAAAACUUUGAAUACUGGAUGUAACAGAGAGAACAACAAAACUGAGGAAGCUGGAGGACCUGAACUGUUCUGGUGUAACCCUCCUGGGAAGGUUCAGCUUUCCAGUUCCAGUCAUUGUGACAAAUCAACCUCAUACCAGACAUUUUAACGUUUUUGGUGAAAAACACAUUUUACUGUUUACACACAUGAACAAAAUUGCUGGUACCCCACAAUCACCACUGAAAUAACCUGAAACUGACAAAUCAGGGUUUGCUUUUGAAUUGUGAUUCAACAGAAUCCUUUUGAAAAUGAACCAAGGAAACCACAAUGAACCACAGGAAGCAAAGGAGAGAUUUGUCCCAGAAGAUUAGAAAGAAAACAUGCAAAAGGUAAAGACUACCAGCGCACCGCUAAGCAGAUUGAUGCUCCUAUGACUGAGAGGAAUUGAUGACAGAUUGAAGAGAAGGAGAAUACAAAUGGAAACCAAAGAGCCCUCAACAUAACACAAUUACAGGUCACGGUCCAUCAGCCUGAACAAUACAUCUUGUCUGAGCCAAAGUGGACUUCAUGGGAGAAGUCACGGUUAAAAGCAAAUUACUCAAAAGCGAGACUGGAAUUUGUUAUAUUGCAUAUUAACAAGCCAUAGCUCUUCUGGGAAAAUGUCCUUUGGACAAACGAGACAAUACUGGAUGUUUUUACCAACAUGAAACAGAUCUGCAUUCAGAGACCAAAAUUGAUUCAUAUCAAAAAAAUGUUAUAAAAAAAAUAUACUAUGAAACAUGGAUGAGACUCAGUUCUGAUCAGGGGCAGCUUUCCUACAUCUGUCAGUGGGUUCAGGAUACGAUGAGAUCUUGAGACUAUCAAGGCAUUUUGGACAAAAAUCGACAAUCUUGUCAGAAAACUUGGUCUUAGGUGUAGGCCAGGGGUCUUCCAACAGGAUAACGGCCCAAACACAGCGAGAAAAACCUAAGAAUGGAUAAGAAAGAAAUGUUGCACCAUUCUGAACUGGUCGGUUUCAAACGGCUGGUACCAGUCAUUCAUUAACAGAGGGAUACCAUCAAGUUUGUCCAUGUGAGUAACAGAUGAACAUGUUUGUAAGUGCUGAGGUUUUGUUUAUGAUCGUUCAUUCUUUAAAAUGUCUUUCUUUGUGGCCUUUGUUUGUUUGAAAGUUAUCUGACAGGAAGAGCUCAGAGAGAAGCAGGGAGAGAAGAGAGCAGAAUUUAGGAUGACCAUGUUGAGAUCUCUUGCCUCUGCAUACGUCUGCGUUUUUUUACAUGUGGAACAGAAUGCUAAGUAAGCUUUUUAAGAAAAAAUGCUUAAAGGAAAAAAACAGAUUGAAAUUGGUUACAGUAUUCUGUCUCUGCAGAAAAUAAAUAAUGUUAUAGAUCAAACUGGCUGCAUCAUUACGUCGGUUCAAUGCGUGUUGCAAUUUACAGAGCAGGUAAGCUGUUAUCAUUAUCUACACCACCACAAGGCGGAUGGGGGGAAAGAAUACCAUACCAGUACAAAUAUGAGAAAGUGCCAUGAAUUUGUUUCAUCCACUUUGUGAUUCCCCCAUUCAGACGUUGCAGCACCAACUAUGAUGUGUCAUUUGGUCCCGUUUGGAUACAUGAAAUGUUCUCAAUAAUUCCAGACUAUCUCAUUGUCACUUUCCUAACAUGUCUUUUUUUUUUGACCAAAAGAUGAUUUAGACAAAAAAAAUAAAUCACUUUUGGAAAAAAACAAAAAGAUGUAGGUCAUUAUUUCAGGAAGGUGACAUUAUUGCUUCUGUUGAAUUUGCAUAAUUAAGGUUAUUGAGUUUUGUGGCCUUCAUUACUCUUGAGAAAUGUGACAUGGGUAAAUCUAAGUGAUGUUAGUUUUUAAUAUAGCAUAGGUGAUUGAAUGUAUUAAUAAUUUUACUCUAACAUUAGCAGAUCUGGUGGUGGUGUUGACCUCCCACUGGUGUGAAGUAGCUUUGUUUUUAACGGUGAAGUGAACAGUUGUAGUGAGGCUCGUCUGUUUCUACCUGAGUAUCCAGGUUCUAUGUUAAAGAUUUACAACUUGUACAACUUGUGUAAACUGGGACAAUUUAUACAAUAAAUCUUUACAAUAAUGACAAGCCCAGUAUGAACUUUGAAACACUUAAGCUCAUUGGUAUUUCUUUAGAAAUACUAGUGGUUAAAAUCUAGUCACCAUCACUGUACUAUAACUUCACAUUGCAGAUGCUAUUAGUGAUCAUUUUGUAUGAGCUGCUUGGACCAGUUGAUACUUGAGUCAUUCAAGUGGCUGAAAUGUGUCUGUGAUGAUACAUAUGAUUUAUGACGAUACAUAUGGCUGUUACUGACACUCUUUAGUCCUGCUUUGUCUCCAUGAUUUGUUAAGUUAGCUACAAUGCUGAGGUUUUAGCACCUUCUUUAUCCAUGAAUUUCCCAUUUUGGUAGAAAAAUCCAUAAAGGGACUUCAAAGUGCUAGACAUAUACCAGCUUAGGGUGUAAUGUAAAUUUCUGAGCCAUUCAGUACAAACUAUGUCCAUGAGUGGUGAACUGAGGGCUCAUGGAUAUCUCCCACACACUUUGCUACCUCUGACAUUUGAAGAACAGAAAUAUGUACAUUUGUAAAGCAACAUUAAAAUUCAAUGACGGUAGCCUUGAUGAGAAAGCCAAGGCAUGUGGUACAACCAGAUAAGUAAAACUAUUUCAUCUCUCUCUCUCUCUGUUGGUGCUGGGAAAACAAUAUUUGCCCCUUUAAAUAAUUCUUCUGUUUCUGGGACUUUCAUUGCACCUGCAACAAAAGGCAUGGUCUUCAGGGGGCUGGUGCGUAUCUCCAAAAACAGUUUUCAUCUGUGUAACCUGUGUGAUGUAACACAGGUUACAUUGUGGACAGGUCACCAGUCCAACAGGCCAAGAUCAUCACAUUUUACAAUUAGUCUAAAGGGAUCUGAGUAAAAACACACAGCAAUCUUCAAAUGAUAGUUGCCUUUAUAAUCUACGCUGGCCCUAUGUGAAUACAUAGUCCCUCUGCAUUUUUAAUGUAUUGACUGUGAUCAACCUUAAUAUCUACAGAUCUUUAUUGUUUGAGCUGAAGUGUUCUUGGGUUAUGCAGCAAGAUAAGCAUAAUACAGCUAAUCCAUAACUGAAUGGCUCAAAGGCAUGAAAUGAAGUAUACAUACAUAUAUAUAUAAGUAAGGAUACCACACUGUGCUCAUUCAUUCAUUCAUUCAUUCAUUCAUUCAUUCAGAAGUGCCAUAUUGUCCUGAACUGAACACAGCUGUUUAAUAAUCCUACUCGACCCACUGAACUCGUUUCAAGAAGGUUUUUUAGAUUUUAGACUUCAGAAAAAUGAAACUCCAUUAAAUACUGUCUUCAAAAAUAUGCAAAUGGAAUACAUGUUUUAAAUAUCUGUAAGCUAACACACAAGGUCAAACACAUUCGAUGUUAAUGGUGCAGGGAACCCUUUUAGAGAGUUACUGAAAGUAAUAUUGAUUUAUAAGAGUUGAACUUGUUAGAGAUUGUGUCGGUAGCUUAACAAGUUGAAUCUACUUUUAAGGGAAGGAAAAAAUGGCUGCAGAGUGAAUAAGCAAAUGAAUGUCAUUGUAAGAUAUGUUUAUGAAAUAUGUACAACAUUCAGAGGUUUUAUUUUCUAGGUGAUUGAUCUGAGCCGACUCUUAGUUCUUCUUCAUUGUAUUUUCUCAUGCUGUGAUUUUUGUAUGUUUGUCAUAGAUGCUAUAUUACUGUACAUGAGCUUAUGUAUGAUUUGAUCUGUGGAGAAAAGAAUCCAAAUAAACUACUUUC